This is a messenger RNA of Mustela lutreola (European mink), 8894 nucleotides long. It is a transcript of the gene BBX, whose product is annotated as BBX high mobility group box domain containing. The record is from RefSeq and is a predicted model, not a curated record. Gene Ontology annotation, biological process: regulation of transcription by RNA polymerase II. Gene Ontology annotation, molecular function: RNA polymerase II transcription regulatory region sequence-specific DNA binding; DNA-binding transcription factor activity, RNA polymerase II-specific. The transcript is spliced from 19 exons. Lineage: Eukaryota; Metazoa; Chordata; Mammalia; Carnivora; Mustelidae. Gene Ontology annotation, cellular component: nucleus. Bases 432 to 3254 code for a protein of 940 amino acids.
AGUCUCUCCGGGUUGCAUGUACUGUAUGUGGAGCAGUGUACAGUGAAGCGGAGGCAGAGCGGCACCGCGAGCUCCUCUCGACUUUCCCAUAGAGGAACCCUGACUGGCCGCUGAGGGCGAGCCACACACACGCCCUCGCGCCCGGCGAGCCCGCGAGGUCACUAUCAUAUGACAAAAGGCUUUGCCGCAGUUCAUCUUCCUCCCCCUGUACUUUCCAUUUGCCUUCCUGGAAUCCUGCUGCAUCACAGAAGCUGGAAAUUCUGAUAUUCCAUUAAAAUCACAAUGGAAAGUCUUGACUUGACCGGCGCCCUCAGGAAGACCCCAAGCCUCUAGCGGUACCUGGUAUCAUCUCCAGCAUGUAUAUAGAUGUGGAGGAUUCCCUGGGAUAUUGAGAAAUACCAGAGGCGCAUUGUUCUCCUGUAGUCACAGUAAUGAAAGGCAGUAAUAGAAAUAAAGAUCAUUCAGCAGAAGGAGAAAGGGCUGGAAAACGACCAAAACGAAAGUGUCUUCAGUGGCACCCACUGCUAGCAAAGAAACUGCUGGACUUUUCAGAAGAGGAGGAGGAGGAAGACGAAGAGGAGGAUAUUGAUAAGGUGCAACUUCUUGGGGCCGAUGGCCUAGAGCAAGAUGUUGUUGAGACUGAUGAUGAAUCAUCAGAACAGCGAGCCCGGAGACCAAUGAAUGCAUUUCUCUUGUUUUGCAAACGUCAUCGCUCCCUUGUACGUCAGGAACACCCCAGGCUUGAUAACCGAGGUGCUACCAAGAUACUGGCUGAUUGGUGGGCUGUGCUAGAUCCAAAGGAAAAGCAGAAAUAUACAGACAUGGCCAAGGAGUAUAAAGAUGCAUUUAUGAAAGCAAAUCCUGGCUACAAAUGGUGUCCUACCACAAACAAGCCUGUGAAAUCCCCAACACCUACUGUCAAUCCACGAAAGAAACUAUGGGCCUUCCCAUCUGACUCUUCGAGAGAUUUGCCAAGCCCCAAGAAAGCAAAGACUGAAGAAAUGCCUCAGCUAAACUUUGGAAUGGCUGAUCCUACUCAAAUGGGAGGCCUGAGCAUGCUGCUUUUAGCUGGAGAACAUGCUCUUGGAACACCAGAGAUAUCCUCUGGCACUUGUAGACAGGAUGUUUCAGAAUCCCCUGAAUUACGUCAGAAGUCCCCAUUAUUUCAGUUUGCUGAGAUAUCUUCAAGUUCAUCCCACCCUGAUACUCCUUCAAAACAGUGUCAAGCAUCAGCCUUGUUUCAGUUUGCAGAGAUUUCUUCGAACACUUCACAAUUGGGUGGUGCCGAGCCUGUGAAGCGCUGUGGGAAGUCCGCACUCUUUCAACUGGCAGAGAUGUGUCUGGCAUCAGAGGGGGUUAAAAUGGAGGACUCAAAACUAAUAAAGGCGAAAGAAUCAGAUGGUGGAAGAAUUAAAGAAUUGGAGAAGGGAAAGGAACAAAGAGAAAUAAAAAUGGAGAAAACAGAUGAAGCCAGGGUACAGAAGGAAGCAGAAUUUGAAAAAUCAGCUAAAGAAAACAUGAGAGAUUCGAAGGAACUAAGAAAUUUUGAGGAGCUGCGGAUGGAGGAUAUAAUGGAUAUAAAAAUGGAAGAUCCCAAAGAAAUUAAAAAGGAAGAACUAGAGGAAGAUCAACAAUGUAGUCACUUCCCUGAUUUUUCUUAUUCUGCCAGUAGCAAGAUCAUAAUAAGCGACGUUCCCAGUAGAAAGGAUCACAUGUGCCAUCCACAUGGAAUUAUGAUCAUUGAAGAUCCCACAGCAUUAAACAAACCAGAGAAGCUAAAAAAGAAAAAGAAGAAAAGCAAAAUGGAUCGCCAUGGAAAUGAUAAAUCCACACCCAAGAAGACCUGCAAAAAGAGGCAGUCUUCAGAGUCUGACAUCGAGAGUGUCAUCUACACCAUUGAAGCUGUUGCAAAGGGAGACUGGGGCAUUGAGAAACUUGGAGCAACUCCUCGCAAGAAGGUCCGCACAUCCUCAAGUGGCAAGGGAAGCAUUUUGGAUGCCAAGCCACCAAAGAAAAAAGUGAAAUCAAGAGAGAAGAAAAUGUCAAAGGAGAAAUCCUCAGACACCACCAAAGAGUCAAGACCUCCAGAUUUUAUUAGUAUUUCUGCCAGCAAGAACAUUUCUGGUGAGGUGCCAGAGGGUAUAAAAGCAGAACCAUUGACCCCCACAGAGGAGGUGUUACCACCCAGCCUGUCGGGACAGGCCAAGCCUGAGGACAGUGACUGUCACAGAAAAAUAGAGACUUGUGGCUCCCGGAAAUCUGAGCGGUCUUGCAAAGGUGCUCUUUAUAAAACCCUGGUGUCUGAAGGCAUGCUCACCUCUCUGCGAGCUAAUGUUGACAGAGGGAAACGUAGCUCAGGAAAAGGAAACUCUUCUGACCAUGAAGGGUGUUGGAAUGAAGAAAGCUGGACGUUUAACCAGAGUGGGACCAGUGGGAGCAAGAAGUUCAAGAAGACAAAGCCAAAGGAAGAUUCUCUCCUUGGCUCAGCAAAGCUGGAUGAAGAAUUUGAAAAAAAAUUCAACAGCCUCCCUCAAUAUAAUCCUGUUACAUUUGACCGGAAAUGCGUACCUGUCCCAAGGAAAAAGAAGAAGACUGGAAACAUGUCCUCAGAACCGACUAAAACCAGCAAAGGUCCUUUCCAGUCUCAGAAAAAGAACUUAUUCCACAAAAUUGUCAGCAAAUAUAAGCACAAAAAGGAGAAGCCUAAUGUUCCGGAAAAAGGAAGUGGGGAUAAAUGGUCCAACAAGCAGCUCUUCUUGGAUGCCAUUCACCCUACAGAAGCCAUAUUUUCAGAAGACAAAAACACCACAGAGCCUGCUCAUAAGGUUAAAAAUGCCCUAUCCAUUCCCAACACUCCAGAGCCAACAACAACGCAAGAACCCUUGGUGGGCAGCCAAAAGAGAAAAGCAAGGAAAACCAAGAUCACCCACCUUGUCAGGACAGCAGAUGGCCGGGUAUCACCAGCAGGAGGUACUUUGGAUGACAAACCAAAGGAACAACUGCAGAGGAGUCUCCCGAAAGUGACUGAGACAGGCUGCCAUGACGAAGGCUCCCAGAACCCUGAGGCCGCAGAGACGCGGAGCAGCACUCCAGAGAUGCCAGCCGUGUCUGCGUUCUUCAGUCUCGCCGCGCUGGCCGAAGUGGCCGCCAUGGAAAAUGUGCACAGGGGUCAGAGGUCCACUCCGCUCACCCAUGAUGGACAGCCAAAAGAAAUGCCACAGGCCCCUGUACUUAUUUCCUGCGCUGACCAGUGAAGCGCCUUUAAUUGUAAAACAUUGUGCUUUACCUACUACCCUAGCCCUGUCUGUACCGAGGGAUGCCAGUGAGUCCGUGUGGUGGGAAAUACAGACUGCAAACAAGUGCGCGUUGCCCUGCACGGCCCAGAUUCACUUGAAGCGGAAGUUAGCAUCCUGGGCCGCUGUGUGUUCUUUUGGAACCCAGAGUCUUUGAGGGUGAUGUUCUCUGUCUUGUCAGGAGCAGAAACGGGAUGAUCCUGGAGCUUUGCUUUCUAUUGAAGGCUUUUGACGGUAAUAGGUGGUAACUUGGUAAAAGGCUGCCUUUACUGUAGCUCAUCCAGCAUCUCUUUUACCAACCAGAGAGUGUGAAACUAGUUUCGUAUAUUAUCUAGUUAUUCUUUCAAAACAAAAACAAAAAACAAAACAAAACAAAAAAAAAACAACAAAAACUGACGCACUGCACUAGUUAUUAUUAGAUAUUCUUAGUCUUUUUUGUACAUGGAGAUUUAAGUUCUAAGAUGGUUUAUAUAAUAGGUUAUACCUACAUUUAUAUUGUAGAAUAAUAUUAAAAAGCCUGCUCCAGAGACCCCCAAGCAGCGCGGGCAGGUGGAUGUACCAUUGUUAGCGGUGUAUGCUCGGCCUCGUGGUCCAUAUAUAUUCUGCACUUUUAUAUUUGCCACCAGAGUGGUAGUUUGCUGGCAAAACAAGAAAAAAGAAAGAGAGAGAGAAAAAAAAAUUUAGAAUUCUUACAAGCUGAAUUUUUUUCCUCCUUGAGUGACCAAGAAGCAUUUGCUUGGGGCACAUUGUGGCAAAUAUUUUCCCAGGCAGGGGAAGAGUCCUGCAGAUUACAGAUUACCGAUGUUUUCAUGCCUUGAGGAUUCUUUUAUUUUUACACAGGGGUCUAAGUGACCAACGGAUCGUUCAGACAAACAAAAGAAAAAUAUUAUUCAGAAGUGACCUUAGUAUUACUUCACUAUUCUGAACACAUUGAAGACAUUCACUUCAUGUGGACUUUGAGCUACAGACCUUUUCCAUCCAUCCCAGACAGACUGGACGGGUAGCAACUGCUAUGCACAGCCUGAUUGCCACUGCGGGGUUCUAGAGCCAUUUUGAGUUGUGUGGUGUGAAGGAGGUAUGGAAUAAACGAUGAGGGAGGUAUGCCUGACCAGGGUGGGAGUCUUAGUCAUGGAGCCACCUGCAGUUUGUUUCCUUUUUGUGUUCUGUUGCUUUUGAACAUAAAACCAACCUUGUGUAUGCCAGUGCCAAGUGGAUUACCUGGCUUAUUAGAACAUUCGACAUAUUGACUUAACCACCUGACAUUCACAGUGUCUUGUUUCCUAGCAACACAUGCAAAGUGAUAAAUCAGAAUUAGUCGGAGGCUACCGAUUUUACAGGGUAUUUGUUCCAUAGCACAAAGUGUAUCCCCACUCUUGCAUCGCAGCACAAACUACCAAAUUUUAAUGAUUGGAUUCCAGCAAUAAUUUUUAUUGGUUUUCAAACAGGCGGAAUUUUGAUAGCGUUAGUUCGAGUUUGAAGCUUUUGAAUUAGAUCUCUACAUGGUGACAGUUUACAAGGUUUUAUCUAGCUUUCUUAUUUAUACUUGACUCAAUUGUAAUGAUGACUUUUUUUUUUCCUAAUCGUAAUUUGACCUAAUAGCCAUACAAAAAAAUGACUCUAUUAGUACCAACUAGGUUUAGCUUUUCAUAGUUGUAGAUAUUACUUCAGUUUCGGUGCUGGAAAAUAUGUACAACAUACUAACAGAAUUGAAAAAGAAUAUAGGGAUUUGUUUGGUUUGUUGUUUUUUGGUUUUUUUUUCUUCAAAGCAGGUAAAGAGGGCAGCAGAGCAUUGGAACGGUGUCCUCAAAAAUGCAUAAUCAUUGUGGGCAUGGAGGAAGAAGGAAUUAGUAAUCUAGGUUAGUCAGAGGUUAAAACUUAACCCCAUUCACAUAGAAAUAAAUCAGGUAAGCAGCCCCAGGUUUUAGUGUAAUAUUUUUACUAUGAUGCUGUUUUAUUAAUAUUUUCUAAACUUCAAAACACAAAGUGAAUGUUUGAAAAUUGCUGGGUCCCAAUGUUGGUGGCUGUUGGAGUUUUUGGACCACUUGCUAGCAGUGAUUUAAAAAUUAUAAUUAGCUAAAAAUCCAAAAAAAAAAAAAAAAAGGUAAAAGAAACCAACAACAAAAAUUGUUUGGUGCAGAACAUGCACCUUGACAAUGGUACUAACUUGUUAUUCUAUAGAACACGUUAGAAUAGAUCUAUUUUUGCCAGAGCACCCUCCUUCAGUCCUCCAAUGACAUUUCACUAGAUUUCCUUAAGAGAUUGCUGUAUAUUCAUGGGACCUUUUUUAAAAAGAAGCAAAACAAAAGAUUACUUUUUUCUAUGUGAUUAAUAUCUUACUUGAUCUGCUUUUCCUAAACCUCAGUGGCUUUUCCCUUAGGCAGGGGUGGGGUGGGAGGGCAAUCUACUGGAUAUGACUGUUUUCAGAUACUUUAAAAAAAAAAAAAAAAAAAAAAAACCUUUUUGUAGAGAUGCUUAAUUUUUAAGCGGUUAGGCACUGAGAGUAGCAGAAAUCCUGCAAAGCUUUAUAGUCCUUUAGACACUCGCCUUGUUGUUCUCUGAGUGAAGUCUUGAUUUCAAUAAUAGUGCUUUUCUCAUGCCCUGAAUCCGCUGGAGAAGGGUGUUGGUAUUUUCAGGUAACAACAUUUGUUAGCACAAAUAUUUCAGACCAACCUGUAGUGCCCCCCACCCAUCUAUCAUUUUCAUUUCAUUUCUGUCAUCCUUUUAUAUUUUGGAAAAUCAUAUUGCUAUGGUGUGUACCUUAAUCUGCCAGCAAACACCAUCGACACUAACAUUUGUCCCACAAGCAUCCUCAAGAGAAAAAGUUGUUGCACCUUAUGUAUAUCUCAAGCAAACCAAAAUAUGAUGCUUUUCUGCUUUGUUUUAUUCUAAAUUGUUGUAUCAUAUCUUUCUGAAAAACCAUUCUGAAUCUAGUUGAAAUUAUCGAUAUUUAUGCUUUUAACCUUAAUUUCUGGAUUCAAACCUGUAUAUAAAUCUUUUGAAAAAAAUCGUCCUAGCCCUUCUCUGUGAUGCCGAAGUGGAUGAUUUCGUCUCAGAUGGAGACACAGUACUGUUCCAGUUUCUUUAGCCUUUUAUUUAUUUAGUUGUUCUGGGUAUUUUCCUAUGUAAUUUUGAAGUGUGUAGAGUAUAUUAUAGUAACUGAAGCUGCAGCUCUACGAAGCUGAAAGAAAAAAAUACUGUAAGACAUCCUUCUGAAGUUUUUACUUGUUUGGAUAACUGUAAUGAGAUCAGGAAAAGGAAAAAUGUCCCACAGCCACAUUGCUGAUAUAGGUUCUUAUCCCCAAAUUAGGUUAGUUCCCAGAUUUUAGAUCAAAAUGUAAUUCAUCAAAGCCCUUUUGUAAGGAUAAAUCAUACUGUUGUAAUUCUGACAGUCCCCCCACCCCCAUCCCCCCCUCAAAUACCAGAACUGCAUUCACUGAAUUCUGUCAGAUGAGCUUUCUACCAAUGUGCUGAAAUCAUUCCCACAUUAUCCCUGAUUCUAGUUCCGGCCAUUAAACUGCUGGGGUCGGAGGGUGGGGGGACGCGGUGGAACACUCUGAACACAAAGGAGCAUCUGAACUGGUCUGGUUAUUUAUAUUCUGACGUGUAUUCCCCAUCACUUUCUUAUCCAGUCAGAUGCUAAUCUGCCUCAGUCCUAGAAAAUUUUGUUUGCACUCCGCAGUCUUGGGCUCAUCGUGUGGAAAAGUUUGCACCUCUGUAAAAUCUCCAGCAAAUUAUAAAUUGAUACAGAACCGGGAGUAAGCCAGAAACGGAAUGACAUGUUUGGCUCCUACAGUGUAGGGGUGAGGGGGGGAGGGAAGGAGGGUAUCCGGUAACUCUGUCCCACGUUUGGCGUUGGCAUUAAUGUGAAGCAGUGGGAUCGUGCUGCCUGCUGAACUACUGUAUGCAUCCCAAGCGUUCUGGAGUCCGGUGGCCGGCAUCCGCAUGGCGGAGAGGAAGCACCACCGCCUCGCUGGGGAGAAGGAAGACUUCCUGCAAGGCCUGGAACCGCCCCUCCGUAAAGGGAGAGUCGGGGUGUCCGCGAUGCUGUUGAGGAAGACUCACCUUUGUUGCACUGCUCCCUAGAGCCCUCACAUGAGGCCAACCCUAACGGGCUACCUCGGCUUUACAAGUUCGUUUCAGUAAGGCCUGUUAGCGAGCUUUGUCCUUUCUUGCGCCUCCCUUCAGUGCCACUGUUUCCCGCUGCAGUGUUGUGACUCCCCAGACCACCUUCUCCAGAGAGAAUAAUGUAUUGCUGAAAAUGGGCAGUAGAAGCAAAUGUCGUUCCUAUAUCGGACCUAUAAAGUAUUCAGAGUGAUGGGACUGCUAGGCGGAAAUUAAAUUUUAGCUUUCCCCACAUAGGACCUUGUUUUGCACCUUACAAAGAGAGUACUAAUUGUUAAUUAGCUUUUGCUUUUAUUUAUACAAGCAUUCCCAAAGAACUAGAUUCGGAUUUUGUUUUUAUUUGAGUUUUGGGAUUUUUUUUUUAAAUUAUCUUAUUUAGGUUGACUAACAUCGCACUUAUAAUAAGAAACAGUUGUUCAGUUUAUCUUGCCAGAUAUGUCUGGUGAAGUAUUCAGGGUUUGAUGGACUGCUUUGCUUUAGUGUGGAAGUGAUAGCUAAGUUUAUUAUAGUCCAUAUUAAAUCACCUUGUCCUUUUCACUGGGGACAUUAUUUUCUUUACAUCUCAGAUGAAAGUAGUGACAAAGUAGUGAAUAACAAGACAAAUCUGUUUGACUCCCUGAUACACCUCCAUCUGUUUGUGCUAUGCUUUCCUUAAAAAAUGGAAGUAUGCAUUUUCUUCACACCCGAAAGAGAACUUCCUCUCCUAGCCAAAUUUUAUUUGUGGUGGUAGGAUUUAUGCUAAUAAAGUAAAAGAGGAAACCUUGUAUUAAGUUCUGUGACCACUAUUUCCUUGUUGCAGUCCGUGGUCAAAAUUGAUCCUACCCUCAACUCGAUUUUCAUGCACAGAACUAGUUAUCAUGAGAAUUACUACUCCUUCCAAAGAUCGCCCGACACCUUGGGCCAGAACCAGUUACUGAGGUAACAAGGACCUAAUUCAAUGCCUCCAAACCCUCCCACUCGCACGGCAAAUCAUACCUCACAGGCUCUAACCUGAAUCACAGAGGCACGUGGGUUUCUCAAACUAACACUGCUGUCCCUUCGCAGCCCCUAGGGGCUGGCUCAUGUCCCCUGACGCCUCACGUUAGUGCCUCGGCUGUGAGAGCAGCAGAACUCGGGGUGGGGCGGGUUUGUGACCUGGAGCUCAGCACAUGCUCAGCAACGUUCUUCUCAUUUCCUUCGCACUAAACCAGUCUCUUGCUCUCAGGAAUUUGUCCAAAAAAAGAAUAAAAACCACCUGAGAUUCCAUGUACCGGAUUAUGAACUUUUCUCAUAGGUUUGAAUUGCUUACUUACAUGUCAUAAAUUAACCAUAGCUUCAUUUGACCACCGGGUCUUAAGUCUGUUGACAGUUUCAGCAUGACUGAAUCGCUCAUUUUUUUUUUUUUUUUUUUUUUUGCUUUCAGAAAUUGGCUUGGUUCUCUUUAGAGUUGGUGUAAACAUGCCAUGUAAUAAAUGAUUUCCACUUAAUGGUACAACAGAA